Messenger RNA from Pteropus alecto (black flying fox), 5554 nucleotides. It is a transcript of the gene ZFP28, whose product is annotated as ZFP28 zinc finger protein. Gene Ontology annotation, cellular component: nucleus. The transcript has 7 exons. The coding region runs from base 345 to 2861 and encodes 838 amino acids. The record is from RefSeq and is a predicted model, not a curated record. Gene Ontology annotation, molecular function: RNA polymerase II cis-regulatory region sequence-specific DNA binding; DNA-binding transcription factor activity. Gene Ontology annotation, biological process: regulation of transcription by RNA polymerase II. NCBI's taxonomy places the organism in Eukaryota, Metazoa, Chordata, Mammalia, Chiroptera, Pteropodidae.
AUCCCUUGGAUCGCCACUCUGUCGCUCAGGCGACCUGUACUUCCGGCCAGUCCCGACCGACCUGCCCGGGGAGUCGCCGACGGGCGCAGUGUGGGCCUGGGGUAGACCUACCUCUCGCAACCCGCGCUCCGCCGGACGCAUUCGCGGGCCCGGCCGGGACUACGCUUCCCAGAGGGCACUGCGGCAUCAGGCACGCCCACUUCCGGCGGCUGCGGGCUGCUUGGUUCCUGCGCGCCCUGCGUGGCUGUGAGCUCGGCGUCCGCUCUUGGCGUAGGGUAGGGGCGGGUUUACUGGCGGCCGGGCGUGCCGGGGCUGGGCGAGUGUGUGAGCCGGAUUGCGGAGACAUGCGGGGGGUAGCGAGUACGGCCGGGAGCUCUGGGGAGAGCAAGCUGGGGUUUCCGGCGCGUCGAGGCGCCCCCCGUACAAAGCCCGAAGCGGGCCUAAGCCGGACUGUGGCGACCCAGGCCGUUUCCGUCCGCCGCGGUCGGGGAAGGCCUCGCUCAGGGAACGGCCUCACCUCCAAGGGCCGGCGACGAGCGGUGACCACGGUGCCGCAGAACAGAGCUCUGUCUUGCAGCAACACUGCCCUUCCCCAGGAGAGGAGGCACAAGCAGGAGACAGCAGGGACAGGAAAUGAACCCCAAGCCAUGUCCCAGAGCUUGGUGACAUUUGGGGAUGUGGCUGUGGAUUUCUCCCAGGAGGAGUGGGAGCGGCUGAGCUCUGACCAACGGGACCUGUACAGGCGUGUGAUGCUGGAGAACUACAGGAACCUGGUGUCGCUGGGACUUUGCUUCUCUAAGCCCGACAUAAUCUCUUCAUUGGAACAAAGGAAAGAGCUCUGGAUGGCCAAGAGAGAGGUGACCAGAGGCCAGUGUCCAGACUGGAAGGCUGUGCCGGAGGGCGAGGAGUUACCUCCAAAGAAGGAUUUGUGUAGAGAAGAGUUGUCCGAGGCCGUGCUCAUGGGCAGACUGACUGGCUACAGUUUGGGGUGCUCCAUGCUAAGGGAACACUGGGAUUAUGAGGCUCUAUUUGAGAGGCAGCCGAGCUUGGUGACUAUCACGAAUAUGGCCAUAGACUUCUCCCAGCGGCUAGAACCAGCUAAGAGGAGCUUCUGUAAGAAUGUGAUGUGGGAGAGCCAUGACCUGGGGUCAGUAGGCCAACAAUCUGUACAUGAGACCCAGGAAUUAUUUCCAAAGCAGGAUUUAUUUGCUGAAGUGUUAACAGACAGAACUUUAAACACUAAUUUGGAGUGUUCCACUUUCAGAGAAAAUUGGGAUUCUGAGGGUGUGUUUGAAAGGAAGCUGGUAGGUCAGGAAACACAAUUCAGGCAAGAGACUGUCACUAAUAACAAAACCCUCUCUAAAGAAAGAGAGUGUACAUAUAACAAAUAUGGAAGAUGGUUCCCUUUGGAUGUUUCAGAAGAGAGCAUUCAUAAUCGUGAUUCAGUUAAGAGAAGUUUCCCCCAAAGUACAGUGGUAAUAAAACAUACAGGAAUCUAUUCAGGAAAAAAACUUUUCAAAUGUAAUGAAUGUAAGAAAACUUUUACUCAGAGCUCCUCCCUUACUGUUCAUCAGAGGAUUCAUACUGGAGAGAAACCCUAUAAAUGUAACGAUUGUGGAAAGGCUUUCAGCGAUGGCUCAUCCUUUGCUCGACAUCAGAGAUGUCAUACUGGCAAGAAGCCUUAUGAAUGUAUUGAAUGUGGGAAAGCCUUCAUACAGAACACAUCCCUUAUUCGACACUGGAGGUAUUAUCACACUGGGGAGAAACCCUUUGAUUGCGUUGACUGUGGGAAGGCCUUCAGUGAUCACAUAGGACUUAAUCAACAUAGGAGAAUCCAUACUGGAGAGAAACCUUACAAAUGUGAUGUAUGUGACAAAUCCUUUAGAUACGGCUCAUCCCUUACCGUCCAUCAAAGGAUUCAUACUGGAGAAAAACCAUAUGAAUGUGACGUUUGUAGAAAAGCCUUCAGCCAUCAUGCAUCACUAACUCAACAUCAAAGAGUACAUUCUGGAGAGAAGCCUUUUAAAUGUAAAGAAUGUGGGAAAGCUUUUAGGCAGAAUAUACACCUUGCUAGUCAUUUAAGAAUUCAUACUGGAGAAAAACCUUUUGAAUGUGGGGAAUGUGGCAAAUCCUUCAGCAUCAGUUCUCAGCUGGCCACUCAUCAGAGAAUUCAUACUGGAGAGAAGCCCUAUGAAUGUAAGAUUUGUAGUAAAGCAUUUACCCAGAAGGCUCACCUUGCACAGCAUCAGAAAACUCAUACGGGAGAGAAACCAUAUGAGUGUAAGGAAUGUGGGAAAGCUUUCAGCCAGACCACACACCUCAUUCAACAUCAGAGAGUUCAUACUGGAGAGAAACCCUAUAAAUGUACUGAAUGUGGGAAGGCCUUUGGUGAUAACUCAUCCUGCACUCAGCAUCAGAGGCUUCACACGGGCCAAAGGCCUUAUGAAUGUAUUGAAUGUGGGAAAGCAUUCAAGACAAAGUCAUCCCUUAUUUGUCACCGUAGAAGUCACACUGGAGAGAAACCUUAUGAGUGUAGUGCAUGUGGCAAAGCCUUUAGCCAUCGUCAGUCUCUUAGUGUACACCAGAGAAUCCAUUCUGGAAAGAAACCAUAUGAAUGCAAAGAAUGUAGGAAAACCUUCAUACAAAUUGGACACCUGAAUCAACAUAAAAGAGUCCAUACUGGAGAGAGGUCCUAUAACUAUAAGAAAAGUAGAAAAGUCUUCAGGCAAAGUACACACUUCACUCAUCAGCGAAUUCAUAAUGGAGAGUCUUCAACACGUUCCUCUUUACCUUCCACAUCAAGUCCUGUGGAUCUGUUUCCCAAAUUUCUCUGGAAUCCAUCCUCACUCUCAUCCUCAUAGUCUCAGUGUCAUUAUUUCACCUGACUACUCUAGUAGUUUAAAAACUGGUAUCCCUGCUCUUUUAUUUUCACCCUUUCCAAGUUUGUUUUUCACGUAGUAGUCAGAUUGAUUUAAGUGUAAAUUCACUCCUUAUGUAAAAACUUGCAUUGAGAUCCUUUUAACUGAUUAAUGCCUAAGAUGCUCUUAACACAGUCCUCAUCCAUGUUAAAUGUUGAGUAGUUUUAGCUCUUUUAAAAACAUUCUGGCACAUUGAAGCAUUACCAUAGUUAGCUUUGAGUAAUAAUGAUGCAUAGAACGGGGCACGGAGAAACCAGGUUUUAGAUCAGGAACUGGAGUUUCAAGGUAGUCAGUGAAGCUUUGCCUACAUUGGUUUAAAGCUUGAUUUCAUCAUGUCGAGUUAGUGUUCUGGCUUUCCAUCUAAUCUGCAUAAUGUAAGGUGACGAGACCUUGUUGGUUAGAAAGUGUGUAGAGAAAAUGGAUGAGUAGGCCAACUGGAACAAAGAAAUUUAAACGAUCAGAGAGAAAUGAAAGAUGGUGUGCAUAAAAUUAAAAUUACGUUAAUCAAGAUUUAGAAAUUUUGGCAAGAUUUGAUCUGUUUAGUCAUCUGGACUUAUGAAUGAAUUCUAUUAAACUUUCAAGGAAACAUUAACCUGAGGUACACUCAUCAAGAGAGUAGGGGUCAGCAAACUGAUUCAUGACCAAAUUCUCACUGUUUUUGCAUGGCCCAUGAUCUGAUUAAAACAAACAAACAAACAACAACAACAACCAAAAAAAAGAAAAAACACUUUAAAGGUUGAGCAAAUGAAGAGAACGAUGUUUUAGGACAACAUGAAUAUUAUGUGAAAUUUGAAUUUCAAUGUCUUCAAAUAAAGUUUUAUUGGCUCACAGCCACACUUCUUUGUUUACACAUUGCCUAUAGCUGCUUUCACUCUACAAGGGCAGAGUUGAGUACCUGCAGCAGAGACAAUGCGGCCUGCACAACCUCAAACUUUUACUAUCCUUUUACAGAAAAAGUUUGCCAACCCCUGCUAUAGCAGAGAAGAAUAUGCAAAAGGUUCUAAUUAUUUCUGUAAGAGUAAUAGAAAUCUCACAUCACCAACAAAAACUGUUGAGUGAUUUAUGAAUAGAAGUGAAAGGAAAUUAUUAAACCAGAUCGAAUAAUAGAAAAUGUCAGUUAAGAAGUAUAUUUUUCUAGGUGAAAUAAUACUAUUAAUAUGUAAUGUAAAUUUUCUUUCACAGCAGAGUCCCAGUAGGAUAUGUUUACUUUGACAGUUUUAGUUGAAACCAUAUGAGGAAAGAUAAUUUGACGAGCAUAGCAGGGUAUUUUGAAAUAGGUUUCUUUGCAUUUGAGAUUUUGGUAUAUAAAAAGACUGACUUUUAUUUGGGGGAAAUGAUGUUUUGAUAGUUGGUUAUCCACACUCCAAAACAAACAAAACAUUGACACCUUCCAGAGAAAUGCAAUACAAUUGUAUAUAAUACAGUUGGAUUUACUAAGUAAGACAUGGAGUCCUAGGAGACAUAAAGAAGAGAGUAAGUUGGCCUAUACAAGGAUUUAAAACUCUGGCAUGGUAAAAGGUGCUAAAAAGAUGUAAAAGACUAUUGACAGAAAAUAUAUACAACUUACGUGAAAAAAUGUCAGGAACAAAAUGCUAUUACAUAUACAAAAUAGUGGGAAAAAAUUGACAGUGCAUACCAACAGGCCUGUUACAGUUGAAGGAUUCAAAUGAAUAAUGAAAAUUUGUGAAGUUUUUAACCUCACUAACCAGAAAAUUACAAAUUAAAGCAAGUUUUCUUGGCUGUCAGAUGGAUUAAAACCUAAAGUUUAGGUAAUAUCCAGUACUGGUAUCAGUGCGGGAAAAUGAGCACUUCAUUAGCAGUGUAAACUUGUCUCAUACAUUUUUGAAAGGCAAUGUGGCACGAUCUGGCAACAUUAUAAAUGUGCAUUUCUUUUGAAACAGUAAUUCUAUGUCUAGGAAUUUUAUCUCUUUAGGUAGGUAGGUGUAAAUAAUGUUUAUUGCAGAAUUGUUUUAAUUAUGACAAAUAGGAGUUCAGCGUCCUGCCAAGCAGAUUGAAUUGUGAUUAUUCAGUACUGUGUUGUCCAGUCAGUAGAAAGAAGUUAAGCUGUGUACAUGCUUCCUUGGAAGAGUUGUCUAUCCACAGUAUAUUAAAUGAAAUACGUGAUUUGCAAAACUUUAUGUAUAAAAUGAUCUUGUAGUCAUAGUCAAAAUUAAUAUCUAAUAUGUAUAUUUUUGCAUGUAUGUAUAUGUGUGUGUAUGUGUAUAUAUAUAUUUUCAGAAUAUAUGUUGAAAUCUGUUUUUAUCUUUAACCAUACACACUUUCCUAGCUCUUGUUGGCACUUUCACUUUCUUCGUUCUGUAUUGUUCUGGGAAACUGCCAGUCGCGCGUGGCUCCAUUUAAGCCAAUUAGAUUUUUCGUUCUUUGUGUUUUGAUUGGAGUCACAGGGACAGGAGCAAAGUCAAUAUUUGGCUUUAUGUAUGGCCCUAAUGGGUGUUUACUUUCCAUCAGUAUUCACUUUGAUUCGUUGAGAUCCUUGUUGUACCAGCUAUUAAGUAUAUGGAAUGUCACUCCUGGACUGGAAGUAGUUGAAAUUGAAUCAUCCUUUGGCAGCAGCCUAAAGAUUUCUGCCUUUCUACCUAUCACUCUGAUCCAUUAAAAUGAUUUCUGCUUCCUCA